Molecule: messenger RNA, 4424 nt
Organism: Neurospora crassa OR74A
Lineage: Eukaryota; Fungi; Ascomycota; Sordariomycetes; Sordariales; Sordariaceae
Exons: 3
Coding region: 200-3559 (1119 amino acids)
Source: RefSeq, a predicted model, not a curated record
CGUCGAGAUAUUUUGGCGGGUUUGUUAGCGCGUCGGCGGGAGCCUGUGCGGUUCACUAACAAUUUGCGUUGGACGUGGACCGGAACGUUCAAAUCGACUUUGUGCGUCGCGUCAAUUUACACGGUAACUGAAAGGAACCGGGGACAUUUCAUCCACUUUAUGUCCGCCUCCUUCCAUCUCAUGUGGCUUUCUUCCUGCCAUGCCAUUUCUGUCGACUUCCGCCUCUCCUCCUACGCGUCGGGCAAAUGUGGACAGCAACCACCAGUCACCAGCAGCAAAUACCAGAAGCAGCAAAGAAAACACCACAAUCUCAGCAGGUUCUCAUGGCGACGACAAUGAUAUCGGGCAGCGGCAUCACUCGCCGCGGAAAACACGAGAAUAUGAGACGGCAACGGCAACGGCAACGCCAAGUGGGAGGUUGAUUGCAUCGCAUCCCAACACCGCGACGCCAUCAGCUUCCUCGACCUCGGCAACCCUUCACUCACCACCCAAACCUAAACCCAAACCUGUGUUCAAGAUGAAGAGAACCGGCCACAGCCGUCCUUCUCCCUCUUCCGCAAACGCUGGCCCAAAAAUACCAAAGCCCCGACCAAAACCAGAGCCUGACUCGGACAUCAUCGCCAUGGGGGAUAUUCAGGACUCGGACCUUAUAAAGGUCCAACUCGCCAUGGACGCCUUGAGCGCCAGUCGGGCGACCCGCUCCAAGACCCAAGCACCACCAAAACCACCAACGAUCGAUCCGAGCACCGAAGCCCUUGAUGCUAGCGCUUACAAGGUCUGGAAGGAUCAAGACAUGGGCAAGUUACUGCCCACCUGCGGUGCACUCCUGCCUCCCGGUUAUGAACAGUCCGAUCAUCCCGAACUCCCUUGGAUCUGCCCAGUCAGAAGUUGUCGAGCCCUCUUACCCGGCCUUCCGAAUCUGGGUAGACAUUUUCUUGUGCUUCACCGUGCUUGUCGAUUAAACGAUAAUCUGGACGGCACCUUGACCGACCUUGGGAGAUAUGCCAACCCCACUCCUGGCAAUGGCAGAAGAUUUGGCGGUACCACUAAAUCCUGUAUCAUCGUAUCCAAAAAGUACAUGAGCCUUGCGGAAUCACCCAUGGUUGAACCAAAACCCUACACACCACAUGCCCACAACAAAUCCCUGCCUGUACAGGAAGUUCCCAAGCGCGAGCUUCGUCGGCGGUCGCCAAUCGAUGAGAGUGAAACCAUCCAGGUCUCAGCUAUGAGUGAUGACGACGAUGAGCUUGACCCCCAGGAUGAGGCCAAGGGUGCUAUUGUUCCUUCCAACGAGGGGCCUACCGACAAGAUAUUGGUAACCGCAAAAUCUGGACGUCCAUACAACAUGUGGCCUGACCAGUCCGGGGCGUGGACAGAUUUACGCGGCCUCUUAUUGCCAGACGAAUGGACCCUUUAUACGGAGCAUCCCACCCACCAGUGGAUAUGCCCAGUCAGAUCAUGCCGGUACCUAUACAGCGCCAAGUUUCAUCUUGCCAAUCACUUCAAGAUGAGAUACUACGGCUGCCGGCUCAAUGACAAUCUGGACGGGACCUUUACCGUUGUUAAGCGUCCUACCACUCGUCUCCAUAUUGAGCAACUUCGGAUCGACUAUCACAAUGACCCACCGGUCGUAGUAUCGCGUGGAGCAAGAGAGAGUGAACCAUUAGCGGAACCCCAAAUAUCUCAGAACUAUGUCAAUCGAAUGUUGCGACAGCAUCGCAGAGGGAAAAGUUCCUCAACGGGUAGCUCGAUUGGAGAGACUAUCAUCAAGGACACUAGAGACCUGCAAGAAAUGCAGAACAUAGAACGUACCAGUCCCCCAGCUGUUGAUAAGUCAGUUGGAAAUGCCCGCGUUAUUCUUUCUGAUGUCGGGUUCGAUAAUGCCACCGAUGGUCGGCCUUACACCCAUUGGCUGAAUCCGGAGAUCAAUCGGUUUCAGGUGACGCGAGGAUUGAUCCCUGAAGGUUACCAACUUGAACAUCAAGCGUUUCCCCUUCGACCCUGGAUAUGCCCCAUCAGGUCAUGCAGACUCCUCCUCAGAGGGCAAGCAGCCUAUAGCAAUCACUGGACCGUAUGUCAUCCCAGCGUUUGCGUAAACGACAACCAAGACGGGACUUUUAGCAUCGUUGAAGGCCGCAGCAAGACUGGUCCUCGUGUUGUGUCUAGGGGCCCAAUGAAUUAUGACGAGUCACCCUUGAGAGAGGCGCAUUUGCCCAACAAGGAACACAGGCGUGUUGUGGAGCCGGAAAUCUCGACCGACGAUUAUGAAAAUCAGAACAACGAGAUGCCGGGCCGGAUAAGCCAAAAGCGGACUCUUGACGAAAUAACAACAUCACCACCAACACCAGAACCAGGAGAGGAAGGUGGGCACCCCGAAGGACUGCGACGAUAUAUCACCUCCAAGAUCGGGGGUAACUUUCCAGAAAUAGAGGAAACGGAACUGGAAGUUCUCCUCUCUUUACCCCGUCGGCGAGAUCUCAAGUUGAAGCACCCUCUUCCAGUUACUCACACACUCGCUCUCAAGCAGCUCGCCGCAGUAGUUGCGCAACUUACUGGGCGCGAAGCCCCCAAGCCAUGUACUGCAUGUCGGCGCCGCGCAGGGCCUUUUAAGGGCUGUAUCACCAUUAUACCUAAGAUUAGUGUCAAGUUACGCAGAUUGGUCUCUAUCAGUUAUCGCAACGCUUGUGCCAACUGUCUUUACGGAAACACAUACAAUGCAUGCAGUAUCAAGCACCUGAACAAAACUGAAGAGCGCGCGACACGCGUGGUUGCGUUUGGAAAUGGUGGUGAUGUAGAAGAAGCAGGGGACGAAGCAGGCGAUGAGGCAGGCGAUGAGGCAGGCGAUGAUGCAGAAGACGAAGCGGAUGAGGAGAACGAGGAGGCUUACGAGUACGACGAGCAACUUGGCGCCACGGUCAUCCGGCGCUCGCAAAGAUUUCCUUGUAUUGCUGCUGCGGAAGAGAGCGAGGCAGAUGUGGACGGAGUACCAUCGCCACGAAAUGUGAUCACUCUCAAGGACCCAUCGCCGACUUGCGCUUCAGCUAGCUCGGAUGCUGCAGAAGAGGAACAGGAAGAUGUCGAGUAUCGUCGAGCCAGCAAGCGUCUCCGGACGAGGGAACAAACCGCCGUACCGACCCCAAUUCAGGCCACUGCUGCUUUUGCUUCGUCUUUGUUAGUGUCUAAGGAGGAUCUCGUAACUGAGCACUGGGAAAGAGGUUCAAGAGGGGUUCUACCCAGGCGGCGCCACCCAUCGGAAAACCUCGUCUACUCCUCCUCGUACCUCUCAGCCAACCAGACCAUCCAGAUAUGCAAAUCGACCACCCUGACAGCGCUCACCAUCACCUCGGGUAGCACUCAGCGGCUGCCCGCCGACCAAACCCGCACCCGGAUAUGCACACUCGUCAGCGGCAAGCUAAGGGUGAUACUGAACGAUGGCGAAGACGAGUUUACUGUUGGCCCACGUGGUGUGUUCAAGCUCAGCCCAGGCGCGACGUGCUUGCUGGAGAAUGGGUGUUAUCUGAACGCGGCGGUGCAUGUAACUGCUGUGGCUGAUCGAUAGUUAUUUCCGGUCGGUGCUCGGAAGAAAGAGUGAAACGAUAGGGUAGAUAAGGUAGGUAAACAUGUGGCUUGGGGAUGCGAGCUGUGUGACAUGCAUUCUGUGCAUUUUGAGAUACACUACGCAUACGUUUACGCAUGCGCAUGCGAGCCUGAUUGGAGUUUGGAGAGGGACCUCGGGGAUAAACAGAAGAGUUAUCGGGAAUUAAAACCAUUUGUUCGCCGCAAACAGUUUAUCAUUGCGGCGGGGUAAUGGAAGGGGAAGGUCCUACCAAAUAGAAGACUCUGAUGGGUGCUCGGCAAUGCAAGUGAAAGAAAUGAGGCGGUUUAUUGACGUGAGACAUCCAAAGGGAGGAUGUCAAAAAUCAAAACAAAACUCGGCCAGGAACACCAAGAGCGGUUGCGAUUGGCACGCCCAGCCUCUCGGUUCUGGUUCGCCUACUUAUUGCAUGCUCAUACAUACAUACAUACAUAUGUACUUACGUACAUAAAGAUGGCGACCUGCGACCGUUAGGCCUCAACGCAGGCUUUCGAGCAUUCAUUCCACUCCGACCGAGUGGUAACCGAGCGCAGUCCGGGUCGCUUUGACCGGUCGCAUGUUUCUGAUAAGCCGAGAAACCGAGUCCGGAUACAUAUCCUACGCCAUCGAUCCGGGCUUGAUCUUUAUCAAAUGCACAACAUGCACUCGGUUGCGUGGCGGGGAUGAGAUGAUGAGGGGAAGAAAGCGGGGGGGAGAUAGGGAUUGCAGAAGGAAAUAAAAGGUUUCUUGUUGCCUUGUGUUUUGUUAUGCCUGAGAUCUUUCCUCCUUCAAAGUGAGCCAUCAAUCCAUCAUUAAAGUCCGUUUGUUCAGAAAAGUUUUGAUAUUCAGC